Molecule: messenger RNA, 2029 nt
Organism: Sesamum indicum (sesame)
Lineage: Eukaryota; Viridiplantae; Streptophyta; Magnoliopsida; Lamiales; Pedaliaceae
Source: RefSeq, a predicted model, not a curated record
UGACGAAGCUUCGUCACUCCACCUAGGUUUUUUGUCUUCUGCGCAAUUUGAUCCCUUUCAGAAAUAACAUUUAAUAAUAAAAUAAAAGUGUGCCCUUUCCGUUCGAUUUUUGUCGGAAUCCACAAUUUUAGUGAUCAUUCAUAUGUGCCCUCGUGCAAAUUCGAUCUUCUGAAAUAUCUGCAUACAGAUAGAGAUAUAGAUACGUUUCCCUGAUAUAUUCAUCACAAUAUCACACACACAUAUAUAUACACAGAUACAUAUAUAUGCAAAUAUCUCCCGCACGGAGUGCGUAUUGGUGUGUGUGAGAGUUGCAGAGGGGGAGAAAUGAGCUGGAGAAGAGUGGGCAAGUCAUUGCAGGCGGUGGCGGCGCACACUUCGCUUUUCUGUUUCACGCUCUUGCUCGUUCUCAAGCUCGAUCACAUCGUUUCCUACUCUUGGUGGAUUAUUUUUUUUCCAUUGUGGCUAUUUCACGUAGUUGUUGCACGAGGAAGAUUUUCUCUACCAGCCCCAUCAGUUCCUCAUGAUCGCCAUUGGGCGCCGUGCCAUGCUGUGGUUGCUAUGCCGUUGCUUGUUGCAUUCGAGCUGCUUCUUUGCAUAUAUCUGGAGAGUAUAUACAGUAAUGGUUUGGCUGCCGUGAACCUGAAAAUCGUAAUCCUACCUCUGCUGGCCUUUGAAGCUAUUAUCCUUAUUGACAAUUUUAGAAUGUGCAAGGCUUUAUUACCGGGAGAUGAUGAAAGCAUGACUGAUGAUGCAAUAUGGGAGACACUUCCACACUUCUGGGUAGCGAUAUCAAUGGUUUUCUUUCUUGCGGCUACAGUUUUCACUCUCUUGAAGCUGUGUGGAGAUGUUGGUGCUCUUGGUUGGUGGGACUUGUUCAUAAAUUAUGGGAUUGCAGAGUGUUUUGCGUUUCUUGUUUGCACAAAAUGGUCUAACCCAGUAAUUCAUAGAAAUUCUCGAACAAGAGAAGAAAGUUCAUCGUCUACUGCUAUUAGAUAUCUGGACUGGAACAGUGGUUUAGUGGUAUCUUCUGAGGAUCAUUCACAGGAUAGGAUGUGUGGCCUACAAGAUAUUGGCGGUCACAUCAUGAAAAUCCCAAUUAUUGGUUUCCAGAUCCUCCUCUGUAUGAGGCUCGAGGGAACACCAAUAAGUGCUAGACACAUUCCUCUUCCGGUCCUCUUCUCUCCUAUUUUUCUAUUGCAAGGAGCUGGGGUCUUAUUUGCUACAUCCAGAUUGAUUGAGAAAAUUGUUCUUUUACUAAGAAGUGAAGCUAGCGAGGGAAUAUACUUUGUGUACUCCUCAAGGAUUCGUGACUGCUUUGAUUUCCUGCACCAUGGUUCCAGGCUGCUUGGCUGGUGGUCAAUUGAUGAAACAAGCAGAGAAGAGCAGGCACGCCUGUUCCAUGAUGGGGCCUCAGGUUAUAAUACCUUCUCUGGUUAUCCACCUGAGAUAGUGAAGAAAAUGCCAAAGAAGGAUCUUGCUGAGGAGGUUUGGAGACUUCAAGCAGCACUUGGUGAGCAAACAGAAAUUACGAAAUUUAGCCAGCAGGAGUAUGAGAGACUUCAACAUGAAAAAGUUCUUUGUAGAGUCUGCUUUGAGGGGGAGAUAACCAUUGUACUUCUUCCUUGUAGGCAUCGCAUUCUAUGCAGCUCCUGCUCUGAUAAAUGUAAGAAAUGCCCGAUUUGUCGAGCCCUUGUAGAUUGCUCGCCUUGCCUUCUGGACUUUAUUGUUUGAGAGUAGAAACCUAUACAGAUGAAGUAACGUAGUCUUUCUCCAAAAAAGUCUAGCAAUAGCGAGUUAGCUUUGACCCAACUAACAGAAGCAAGAGAUCGCUUGCUCGACUACUGUAUUCUGAUGGGGUUACUUUCUUCCUUUUGUAUAUACUUAUAAACAGUGCAGAAUUGAGGGAGAUGUGUAAUAUAGUCUGAUCCCUUUGGUUCCAAUGUUUACACUGCUUGUGUUGGCAUGAGCUGCACUUUUCCUGUGAAAAUUCAUUUUGUUAUUUAUAUUUGAGAAAUUGGUGGCGUAUACA